AUGAGUGCACCUUCAGGUUUUCCACCUCAGGCACCACCUCCCGAUAUGACAACUAUGCUUCAGCAACUUCUUCAAGGACAAGCAGCUGGUGCUCAGGAUGUUGCCAAGAAGUUCUCUGAAGUGCAACAUAAUUUUCACGAUUUGAACACCAAAGUUGAGGCACUGAACUCUAAAGUGAAGUACCUAGAGAGCAACCACGCUACAACUUCUUCUGCAAAGCCUCAAGGCCAACUUCCAGGAAAAGCUAUCCAAAACCCGAAAGAGUACCACCAAGCUCAAAGUAUUACCCUUCGCAGUGGCAGAAAACUCCCAUCUCAAACAGGACCUACUGCAAUCACUGUGGACAGUGAUGAACAAGAUGGGGAGGACUUCUGUGAACCAGAGAUUCAAGCUGAGCAGAAGGAAGAGGAAGACAAGAUCCAAGUUCAACUAGAGUUAAAAGCUAAAANAGCUAAACCCUCGACUGAAAAAGCAACAGUUCCUGAAGCAAAGAAGCCAGUGUUCAUCCCACCUCCUUACAAGCCUAAACUUCCAUUCCCAGGAAGGUUCAAGAAAGAGUUGGUGGCGAAGUACAAAGCGCUUUUUGAUAAACAAAUGAAGGAGAUCGAAGUGAAAAUACCUUUACUCAAUGCUAUUGCUCUCAUACCUCAGUCCCACAAGUUUUUGAAAGAUCUGGUAAAUGAAAGAAUCAAGGAGACUCAGGGGAUGGUGGUACUAACUCAUGAGUGCAGUGCUCUCAUACAAAGGAAGGCUGUCAUGGAAAAGCUCGGUGAUCCAGGAUGCUUCACUCUGCCAUGCUCCCUUGGUCGAUUCGCUUUCAAUAAUUGUCUCUGCGAUCUUGGAGCAUCUAUCAGCUUGAUGCCACUCUCCUUGGCUAAAAGAUUAGGAUUCACGAAGUUUGAACAAUGCAAUAUCGCUAUGAUUUUGGCUGACAGGUCUGUGAGGUAUGCUAAUGGUAUCUUAGAGGAUUUACCUGUCAGAGUUGGAGAUGUGGAGAUUCCUACUGACUUCGUAGUAUUGGAGAUGGAUGAAGGACCAAAGGAUCCUCUGCUUUUGGGAAGGCCAUUCUUGGCAACAGCUGGAGCAAUCAUUGAUUGCAAGAAAGGUCUGAUAGAGCUGAACCUUGGUAAGGACUUCAAGAUGAACUUUGACAUUAAAGAUGUCAUGAAGAAGCCUACCAUAGAAGGGCAACUGUUCUACAUAGAAAGGAUGGAUCAGUUGGCAGAUGAGCUACUUGAAGAGCUCAAUGAACAGGAUCAUCUUCAGAGUGCUUUGACAAAGAAUGGUGAAGAUGGGUACCUACACUUGGAAACUGAAGCUUAUCAGAAGAUUUUGGACUCUCACAAAGAGGAAGAAGGAUCUGCAGUCUUUGAGGACUUGAAAGCUCUACAAGCAGUGAAUGUCAAGUGUGCAGACCAAGCAGAAAAUCAAGGUUUGAUGCUUUCACUCGACCUGCAAAGCUCUACAAGCAGUCCUGCGCCUGAUGACUGGACUGAACUCAAAGCACCAAAGGUAGAACUCAAACCUCUACCAAAAGGGCUAAGGUACGCUUUCUUAGGCCCUAACUCUACUUACCCUGUCAUAGUAAAUGCUGAGCUUAGCCAUGAUGAAUUGGAAAUGUUGUUAACUGAACUGAAAAGGUUUAGAAGGGCAAUAGGGUAUUCACUAGAUGAUAUUAAAGGGAUUUCUCCUAGUCUAUGCACACAUAGGAUUCAUCUUGAAAAUGAAGCAUACUCUAGUGUAGAACCCCAGCGUAGAUUAAACCCAAACCUGAAGGAGGUAGUCAAGAAAGAAAUCCUUAAGUUGCUAGAUGCUGGUAUUAUCUAUCCUAUCUCUGACAGUACAUGGGUUUCACCUGUACAUUGUGUUCCUAAGAAGGGUGGGAUAACUGUAGUGAAAAACGAAAAAGAUGAGUUCAUCCCCACUAGGACCAUUACAGGGCAUAGAAUGUGCAUAGACUAUAGGAAGUUGAAUGCUGCAUCUAGGAAAGAUCACUUCCCAUUGCCUUUCAUUGAUCAAAUGUUAGAAAGAUUGGCUAAUCAUCCUUACUACUGUUUCCUUGAUGGGUAUAGUGGAUUCUUUCAAAUCCCUAUACAUCCAAAUGAUCAGGAAAAGACCACUUUUACUUGUCCUUAUGGCACAUUCGCCUACAGGAGAAUGCCUUUUGGUCUUUGUAAUGCACCUGCUACUUUUCAGAGGUGCAUGACCUCUAUUUUCUCGGAUUUGAUAGAGGAGAUGGUGGAGGUGUUCAUGGAUGACUUUUCUGUGUAUGGCUCCUCCUUCUCCUCCUGUUUGUUGAAUCUGUGCAGGGUAUUUACCAGGUGCGAGGAAACAAACUUGGUGCUGAACUGGGAGAAAUGCCAGUUCAUGGUCAGAGAAGGAAUAGUCCUUGGGCACAAGAUUUCCGAGAAAGGGAUAGAGGUUGAUAAGGCCAAAGCUGAGGUUAUGAUGCAGUUGCAACCCCCAACCAAUGUGAAAGAUAUCAGAAGUUUCCUUGGGCAUGCAGGGUUUCACAGAAGGUUUAUCAAGGAUUUCUCCAAGAUAGCCAGGCCUCUUACCAGGUUGCUCUGCAAAGAGACAGAGUUCAUCUUUGAUGAUGAAUGUUUGGAAGCCUUCAAGCUUAUCAAGGAAGCUCUGAUAUCUGCUCCAAUAGUCCAAGCACCUAACUGGGACUAUCCUUUCGAGAUCAUGUGCGAUGCUUCUGAUUACGCAGUUGGAGCUGUUCUGGGACAGUGA
This is a messenger RNA of Camelina sativa (false flax), 2736 nucleotides long. NCBI's taxonomy places the organism in Eukaryota, Viridiplantae, Streptophyta, Magnoliopsida, Brassicales, Brassicaceae. The record is from RefSeq and is a predicted model, not a curated record.